This is a messenger RNA of Eruca vesicaria subsp. sativa (arugula), 858 nucleotides long. The record is from the annotation of a GenBank genome assembly. NCBI's taxonomy places the organism in Eukaryota, Viridiplantae, Streptophyta, Magnoliopsida, Brassicales, Brassicaceae.
UGUUUCCAGAUUCUUUGUUGCCUCUAAACGGUUCCCAUUCCGGCAAGUCAGUUUUACAUAUUCAAUUUAUCUGAUUCUUCUUUCGACGAAACGCCUCAUCGUCAAUUAACCCUUCCUAGAUCCUCCUAUAUAUAUGGUGGGUUCUCAUUUGUCUUUAUAAUUUUUUCGAUCCUCUGCGACGCCGAGAUCGUUGUCAUCGUCUUCUCCAGCACCGGCAAAGUUUACGAUUUCACUAGCAGAAGUUGGAUAAUAAUACCUUGCAUGGUUUGCAUCAUUAACUCAUGAUGUUGGAAUCGUUUUGAAACGUGUGUUUGUGAUCAGGUUCUCCAUCCUUAUCUUCGUUUUUGUGUUAGGUUCUGUCUGUUGUUGGGAUUCUAAAAGAUGAAGUGGAUCUGAUGGUGUCUGUGAUGAAAGCUAAGAAGGGGUCGUCUGCUGACAUUGGAGGUUUAGAAGCUCAGUUUCAGGAGAUUAAAGAAGCUGUUGAGUUGCCUCUAACUCAUCCUGAGUUGUAUGAAGAUAUUGGUAUUAAACCGCUCAAGGGUGUGAUUUUGUAUGGUGAGCCAGGAACUGGGAAGACACUGCUUGCUAUGGCGGUGGCUAACUCUACAUCAACUACUUUCUUGAGAGUUGUUGGUAGUGAACUGAUUCAGAAAUAUUUGGGAGAUGGUCCCACGCUUGUGAGAGAGCUUUUUCAGAGUUGAUGAUGAUCUUUGCUAUCAAUCGUUUUCAUACAUGAGAUUAACAUGCUUAUUACCAAAAAAAAAGAUUCCUGAAAAGUACAAUCCGGCCACUUGGAUGCUUGAAGCUAGCUCCCUUGCCGCCGAGUUGAAACUUGGAGUUGACUUUACUGAGCUAUAC